Pterocles gutturalis (yellow-throated sandgrouse) is the source of this 3202-nucleotide messenger RNA. RefSeq names its product upstream binding protein 1 (LBP-1a) (gene UBP1). Gene Ontology annotation, biological process: regulation of transcription by RNA polymerase II. The record is from RefSeq and is a predicted model, not a curated record. The transcript is spliced from 14 exons. Lineage: Eukaryota; Metazoa; Chordata; Aves; Pterocliformes; Pteroclidae. Gene Ontology annotation, cellular component: nucleus. The coding region runs from base 1 to 1401 and encodes 466 amino acids. Gene Ontology annotation, molecular function: RNA polymerase II cis-regulatory region sequence-specific DNA binding; DNA-binding transcription activator activity, RNA polymerase II-specific.
AUGGCUUUGUGCUCUGACUCUUUUGCUGAUACAGACUUUUUUCUCUUUAAAGGUCAGUCCUAUGAAAUACGGAUGCUAGAUAAUCGGAAGGCUGGAGACAUGCCAGAGAUCAAUGGAAAACUGGUGAAGAGUAUUAUAAGAGUUGUGUUCCAUGACAGAAGGUUGCAGUAUACAGAGCACCAGCAGCUAGAAGGUUGGAAGUGGAACCGCCCUGGGGACAGACUUCUUGAUUUAGAUAUUCCAAUGUCUGUUGGAGUCAUUGAUAUCAAGACAAAUCCAAGCCAGCUCAAUGCAGUUGAAUUUUUGUGGGAUCCAACAAAAUGUACAUCUGCUUUUAUUCAGGUCCAUUGUAUUAGCACUGAAUUUACCCCUCGUAAACACGGAGGAGAGAAAGGAGUUCCUUUUAGGAUUCAGGUUGACACUUUUAAACAGACUGAAAAUGGAGAAUAUACAGAUCAUCUGCAUUCAGCCAGUUGUCAAAUCAAAGUUUUCAAGCCAAAAGGAGCGGACAGGAAACAGAAAACAGACAGAGAAAAGAUGGAAAAGCGAACUGCACAUGAAAAAGAAAAGUAUCAGCCUUCAUAUGACACCACAGUUCUUACAGAGAUGAGGCUUGAGCCUAUAAUUGAAGAUGCAGUUGAACAUGAGCAGAAAAAGUCCAGCAAGCGGACUUUGCCAGCAGACUACGGUGAUUCUCUGGCAAAGCGAGGCAGUUGCUCACCAUGGCCUGAUACUCCUACAACAUUUGUGAACAACAGUCCUACUCCUGCUCCAACUUUUACCUCUGCUCAGCAUAAUACCUACAGUGUCCCAGACAGCAAUUCUUCCUCCCCAAAUCAUCAAGGAGAUGGAACCUCUCAAGGGUCUGGAGAUCAGCUUCAUCCUUCUGCCACAAUCCAGGAAACUCAGCAAUGGUUGCUCAAGCAUAGGUUCUCUACCUAUACAAGGCUUUUUUCAAAUUUCUCAGGUGCUGAUUUAUUAAAGCUGACAAGAGAAGAUCUGGUACAAAUCUGUGGUCCAGCCGAUGGAAUUCGGCUAUAUAAUGCACUGAAAUCCAGGUCUGUUAGGCCCCGUUUAACAAUCUACGUCUGUCAGGAGCCAUUACGGAGCAUACAACUGGAAAGACCAGACGCAGGCAAUGGCGAUAGCAGCAAUGGUGCAAUAUACGUUUAUCAUGCAAUCUACUUAGAAGAAAUGACAGCUUCAGAAGUCACCCGCAAGCUUGCUUUGGCAUUUAAUAUUCCUUUGCAUCAGAUCAACCAGGUUUACAGACAGGGUCCCACAGGUAUCCACAUCCUUGUUAGUGAUCAGAUGGUUCAAAACUUUCAAGAUGAGAGUUGUUUCUUAUUCACCACAAUAAAAGCUGAAAAUGGUGAAGGCUUCCAUAUAAUCCUGAAGUGAUGUCACACAACUGCUAGACUGAUCCUCCAAUGCAGAAUGAGGUCCUGCCUAAAGAUUAUGAAGAUCAUCCAAAACCUUAGGAUCUAACUUCACCAUAUAAGAUGUUUCAUAUUGAAAACACAAAAUGACCUUUCUAAUGAGCUGUUUGAGAGGUGAACUUUCUUAUCACUGCCAUAGCUAAGUGUCCUCAUGAGAGGUAUAAUGCCAUGACAGCUUACGUACAGGCAUGGGAGACAAUGCGAGCAAAGGUGCUUGCCCUUUACGGAAAUAAGGCAAAUCACGGCCAGUAGAUACAGUUUCUAGAAGUGAAGCACUGCAGCUUUUCUAUUACCUGUAUCCAGUUGGAGAAGAAUGUAAACUCAUUUUGGGGCAUUUACCUUUCUGUGCCAGUUUGUCUAUUACUUGCUUGUACCUUACGCUGGUUUUAUUUUUUGAUGUUAGCAGAGCACAUAUUAAUCUGUGUGGAGAUGAGUAGUUAAGCUGAUAGUGAUCAGGUUGUCGGGUCUUUGCGAGUAAAGCUGUCAAAACAGCUUCCCGUGUAAAUUGUGUAUAAGAGUGUAUGUAAGAAGUGUAAAUGCCAGAACAGGGCUUUUAAGAAGCCCUAGACAGAUGCAAUAUAUGCAUGCAGCAAACUGCAUUCUCAAUAGUACCUUAUUGGAGGGAUUAAUACAAAUCCUAUGGGGUACCAAGUAACUGUGUUUUGCUUUAACAAAUUUAAUGGAAAAGAAUUGCCUGUGCAUCCUUUAUGUUUAGUUUUCUAGGUUCUCUGCGGAGCACUGCUGCAGUUUUAACUCUUUGCUUGUAAAAUCGUGGGUUUACAAAUACUAGCAGCGAGAGGUGGAUUUUCAUGAUUUAGUGGAAUUAUGUUGAUGAGGGAAGAUGACCCACUAGCACCACGGGGCUGUGAUAGCUUUCAGCAAUGUCAAAUAAAUUGCUUAAAAAACACUAAGUAUUCACCAUUUUAGUCUCCUUACCAGCAGGUAAAUGCCUUGCUGUAGUUGCCAUUACGGACAACUAUCUCUUACCUUUUCUGUUGUCCUUUCCCUGCCCUCUGUUCCAUACUGUACAGCUGUUACAGUGCCUCUUCCAUAUGACCAAAUAUUUCCUUUGAAACAGGCAAUGUGCUUUUUCAAUAUUUUGGAUAUUUCAUGUAAAGACAUGGCACAGCAUUUCCUACAUUAACAUUAAGUUUCCAUGGGUUAGGUACUUCAAGGGGAAUAUUUCAAAAGGAAUUAAGUGACAGUUUCACAGCUGUCAUUUUGUACCUUUGAGAAGUUCCACCUUGAUCUCUGGCUUAAAAGCUUGGGAGUAGUUUGCUUUUUAUGCUGCAGAGUUCAAUGUAAGCAACUACUACAGCAUGUAAAAAAAAAAGCAACUUUGAUUUUUUUCAUUCUCCCUUUCAUAACUGGCUCAAGUGCUUAGCAGAAACGCUUAUUAAAAGCUGUAGCAUUUUGAAAAUUUAAAUUCAUCAAAGCUAGAGUUUCUUUACCUUUUUUUUUUUUCUGCACUGAAAGUAAAAUUUUAUGUGCUUAAACAUUUCUGCCUAUAAUUUGUUCAUCUUUGGGUAUUGUUUGGUCCUAGUAUGUUCUUGAACCAACUCUUGUUCAAAUCCAAAUGUUUUAUAAAAGUGGAAAAAUCCUUGAUUGGAAAGUAUCCAAAUAUUGAAUUUUAAAGAAUAUUGAAAGUUGUACAGUAGUUUGUCCACCUCACAUGAAAUUGGAAUUAAAUUAUGGCACCAGCAAAUUGCUUUUGUUUUUUAAUAAGAUGUACACAUUUCAAUUUAAGUAUAAUAAAUGUUUUU